This is a messenger RNA of Oncorhynchus kisutch (coho salmon), 2906 nucleotides long. Its product is annotated as WD repeat-containing protein 5. Gene Ontology annotation, molecular function: histone binding. NCBI's taxonomy places the organism in Eukaryota, Metazoa, Chordata, Actinopteri, Salmoniformes, Salmonidae. The record is from RefSeq and is a predicted model, not a curated record. Gene Ontology annotation, cellular component: Set1C/COMPASS complex. The coding region runs from base 224 to 1216 and encodes 330 amino acids. The transcript has 14 exons.
UCACACAUGCGCAAUGGGCGUCUUCACUACCACAUUCCUCGCUUGAACUCUGGCAAAACUAAAACGAACUGGCCCUUGAUUUAUUUUCCCUUGCUCAGUUAGGGAGAAAAUAUAUUCAACCGCUAAAUAUAUUCGUGCAGUUGAUCAGAUUUGUGUCUAAAUUAAAAUAGUUGGCCGAGCAAUUACAGUUUAACAUCGGGCCUUACCCUCCAUCAAUAUCGCCAUGGCAACAGAGGAGAAGAAACCAGAAACGGAGGCCACUAAAACAUCUGCAUCUGCCAGCCAGAGCAAGUCAGCACCAGUCAAGCCUAACUACACCCUGAAAUUCACAUUAGCCGGCCACACAAAAGCAGUUUCGUCUGUCAAGUUCAGUCCCAGUGGAGAGUGGCUUGCCAGUUCAUCUGCUGACAAACUGAUCAAAAUUUGGGGAGCUUACGAUGGAAAGUUUGAGAAAACAAUAUCGGGACACAAACUUGGUAUCUCGGAUGUCGCCUGGUCCUCAGAUUCCAACCUACUUGUUUCAGCAUCUGAUGACAAGACUCUAAAGAUCUGGGACGUCAGCUCGGGUAAAUGCUUGAAGACGUUGAAAGGCCACAGCAACUAUGUCUUCUGCUGCAACUUCAACCCCCAGUCUAAUCUCAUCGUGUCUGGAUCGUUUGACGAGAGCGUGCGGAUAUGGGAUGUAAAAACUGGCAAAUGCUUGAAGACCUUGCCGGCCCACUCCGACCCCGUCUCUGCUGUCCAUUUCAACAGAGAUGGCUCACUGAUUGUGUCCAGCAGCUACGAUGGUCUCUGCCGGAUCUGGGACACCGCAUCAGGACAAUGUCUGAAAACACUAAUUGAUGAUGACAACCCCCCCGUGUCAUUUGUGAAGUUCUCACCAAACGGCAAAUACAUUCUGGCUGCCACAUUGGACAACACCCUGAAGCUUUGGGACUACAGCAAAGGAAAGUGCUUGAAAACAUACACCGGCCACAAAAACGAGAAGUACUGCAUAUUUGCUAAUUUCUCUGUCACAGGUGGAAAGUGGAUUGUCUCUGGCUCGGAGGACAACAUGGUGUACAUCUGGAACCUGCAGACCAAGGAGAUCGUACAGAAACUACAGGGUCAUACAGAUGUGGUGAUUUCUACUGCCUGCCACCCCACAGAGAACAUCAUUGCGUCUGCGGCGCUAGAAAACGACAAAACUAUCAAACUGUGGAGGAGCGACUGUUAAGCCUCUGCAUCCUGGGCAUGCUUAUUUUAUUUUCAUUUGAUUUUUUAAACUUUUCAUUUGAGGAAAAGAGGACUUUCUGCUGAGAAAUCUGGGCCCGAAUGCUUUGAGGACUGAGCCUCAACUGGAAGAACAAAAUGAAUGCAAGUUCAGAACAUCACCACAACCACAUACCUUCCCUUCCUCCAGAACCAGAGCAAACCCCAACCAAACCACCACAACCCUCUACUUGGUCUUGCUUGUGCCCUUACAUGCUCUACCAUCUCUGCCUUACUGUUACUGUGAGCUGGAGGUUUGUGUUUCAAUUGAAAUACGAGAAUCAACUUUUGUCCUUCAUGAGGAAAGUAGUCAUAUGGUAUCUCAUGAUUUAAUCUCUGUAGGUGUCUUAGUAUUGAUACACGUUUUGAUCUUAUAUUUUACCAAUCAAGCCAGAUUGCAUUGGCCUCGAGUAAGUAAUCCUAUCCCCCAUGUCAGGUGUUUUUUUCCCCUUCAGAGUAAUGGACUGUUUCACUGGUGUCUGACAUCUCACUUUGACCAACUGUAAGUCUCAUUAGAAUAUAGUAGAUUAGUAGCCAGGACCCGGAUUGGUUUGUGCUGUCUUGCCAAACAUGGAGUUGACAUGAUAGCACAGAUGGCUCUAAAACCAGGCUGAAAGAUAAGUGGUAACUGUCAAAUUUCCAAUAUUGGUAAACAUUCAGUACCAAGAGGCUUUGAAACAAAAAGUCUCAUGCAUGGCAGCACCUGAGAUUGGUUUUAUGUUCUAUUUAUUUUAAAGGAAUCUGUUCAAAGUUCGAAAGGUGUUGAAGAGGGUUAAAAGGUUUUCUGUCCUCAUCAGGGGGAUUUCCAUAACCAUGUUGGGAGCAUUUUCCUCAACCACUUCUCUACAAGUCACUCAACUGACAGUUUCUCUAGUUUGAUAUCGACACUAUGCUCUGAAACAGCAAGCACUGCCUUGUUUCGAACUCACUUCUCCAUUUUACAAGAUGUAUUCUGAUUCUGUACAUUAGUGUUGGGGCUCAACUGAUGCUUUUUAGAAUUCACAUUGGAUGUAAAUGGGACCGUGACAAGUCAGUGAGAUGGUUGGUGGGUUGUGAAGUAUAUCGACAAGAGCCUACAUUGAAGGUGCACUUACCUGUACUGCCAGUGCAUUUACUGGUUUCAAGUCAAUCCUGCUAUACUCAAGAAGGUAAUAAUUCAAAGUAAUGUUUGUGAAGAAAGAAAUGAAAGCUAAAGAGGCUGUUUUUCAUUUGAAUGAUUAUUUUAGAAUAUUUAAUUUGGAGAUGCUUCCAGUCCAUUGUCGUUCAGUUGGUACUAACUCCGUGUCUGGCUGUCAUUACAUUUAACACAACUUGGUGGUGAUUUCAUAGCAGUGACCAAAUACCUGUUUAUUUUGUGCUCUUCAUUCUGUACAUACUGUAUUACUACAACAUAUGUAUUGUUUGUUAGACAAGUAAUAUUUUAGCUGUCUUUCUGUAUCGUUCUCUUUGUCUUAACAGCUAGUAGUUCAUUCCCCAAAUGGUCAUUUUUCCUGCUCUCCUGUUUUCUGGAUUAUCUUAUCACUGCAGUGGUAUCAAGGGCUGCAUGAAAUUCUGUAUAUGCGUUUAGUCAAUCUGGAUUUUGUGAAUAUGUAUUUGCAUUUGACAGCUAUAACUUGUGACUUAAUAAAGAGCAUUUUUUUAAAAGAUGUACAAAA